Molecule: messenger RNA, 1209 nt
Organism: Strongyloides ratti
Lineage: Eukaryota; Metazoa; Nematoda; Chromadorea; Rhabditida; Strongyloididae
Product: CAP domain-containing protein
Exons: 2
Coding region: 1-1209 (402 amino acids)
Cellular component (GO): extracellular region
Source: RefSeq, a predicted model, not a curated record
AUGCGUUGGUAUUCUUUAAUUUUAUUUAUUGUUACUUAUUUAUAUAUAGUUCAAGUUGAUUCCAAAAUUUAUAAAAUAAAUGUAAUUUCUAAGGAUGGUAUUAAGAAUUAUGAAUUUAAUGGAAAAACUUUUGGAACUAUGAAUAGAGUUAAAAUAUACAUUGAACAAUUAAAAAACAAAGAAGGUCAUGGUAAAAAACUUUCUGGAAAAAAAUCAAAACCUUAUGUACAUAUAAUAAAAAAAUUCAGAAAAAUUAAGCUUGUAGAUGUUGAAAAAGAAACAAAAAUAACAGACAACAAGGAUAAUACAGAAAAACCAAAAAUAAUAGACAACAAGGAUAUUACAGAAAAACCAAAGGUAAUAGACAACAAGGAUAUUACAGAAAAACCAAAGGUAAUAGACAACAAAGAUAAAACAGAAAAACCAAAAGUAGUAGACAACAAAGAUAAAACAGAAAAACCAAAAGUAGUAGACAACAAAGAUAAAACAGAAAAACCAAAAGUAAUAGACAACAAGGAUAAUACAGAAAAACCAAAAGUAAUUGACAACAAGGAUAAAACAGAAAAACCAAAAGUAAUUGACAACAAGGAUAAAACAGAAAAACCAAAAGUAAUAGACAACAAGGAUAAUACAGAAAAACCAAAAGUAAUUGACAACAAGGAUAAAACAGAAAAACCAAAAGUAAUUGACAACAAGGAUAAAACAGAAAAACCAAAAGUAAUAGACAACAAGGACAAAACAGAAAAACCAAAAGUAAUAGACAACAAGGAUGAUAAAGAAAAAAAACCAACUAUACAAGAUGUGUUUUUAAAUCAAACAAAUAAAUAUCGUGAAAGUCAUCAAGUUAAGCCGCUUACUAUCAAUCCUGAAAUAACUGCUGCAGCACAAGCAUAUGCUGAAAAACUUGCAGCAUCAGGUUCAUUUGAACAUGACACCAAUACCAAAUAUGGAGAAAAUCUUUACUUUCACUCACAUACUCCUGAUGAUGCCGUUAAUUCAUGGUACAGUGAAGUUCGCCAUUACAGCUUCCAUUUUCCAAUCUUUUCAUUCAGCACAGGACACUUUACAGCUUUAGUAUGGAAAUCAACAAAAGAAAUGGGAUGUGGUACAGCUAAGGGUAAAAAAGGUUACUAUGUUGUUUGUAAAUAUUCUCCACCAGGAAAUGUUCAUGGAAAGUAUUCAGAAAAUGUUCUAGCAAAGAAAUCAUAA